AUGGAAGACACCUUGAUCAAUAUCAUCCGCAAGCAAGAGGUACUCAACAGCCGGGAUGCUACAAACGAACAACGAAAAGAUGCCUCGGAGUGGUUGACAAACGUGCAGAAGACCAACGGCAUGAUGGAGGGAGUCAGCGUAGGCACGCUAAUGUACUUCCACUUGCACAACUUGCUGAUUCCUAGCUCCCAAAGAACACCUGGUGUGCCAUCCGACACACAACUCAGCCCCAGCCCCGGUCCGGUUGUGCCGGAGGCGGCUCCGUCUGCAGAGUACACACAACUCUUGUCGACUUUGCGAGGCUCGCCGUUGGAACUGCCCGUGGCGCUCUUUUGUGCACAGACAAUGGCGCUGAAGUUGAAACAGGUGCUGACCAAGCCGACGAGCAUGAAAGAAAGCGUUUUAGAAUCCUGGAUGGAUCUUACACUCUUGGGGCGGCUGUUCAGCGAGUGCAUUUUAGUGCCUGUAAAGAAAACGCUACAAAUUUGCUUGGGUCAUGCGGUCGUAAUCAAGAUGGCACUCGGCCCACAAGUCUCCUCUGGACCGGGAGCGGCCCCGGUGGUGACCAGUGAUGUUUCCGACUUGCUGACGAUUGCCGUGGACGGCGGCCAGGCCGUGUGCGAACAAAUGUUGAGUGCGGCCAAGAGCGGCGCGUGGGAUAACGUGGCUGCCUUGACCAAGAAAGAGGGUGACUACCACCUCAUUAUGUACAUCGCCGAGAGCCUGAAACUGGAGUCCCAAGACCCGGAAGGCCGGUUGCGACUACUGCCGAUCCAACUGGCCACCAAGAUGUGCGACUCAGCGUGCCUGCCAGAACUGCUGCAAACCUCUGUGGGCAGUGCCGCCUUCGACGACGUGGCGGCCUAUGUGGUGGAGCAUAUCGAGAUGGUUGAGGAACUGUGUAAAGCGUGGCAACAGAUGGCGCUGAACUACCCAAUUCCGGAGUAUGACCAUCGCUGCUUGGUCCAGCUGUAUCCCACUAUUGCCAAACACCAAAGGGCGCUUACGGAGGUACUAAUGCAGAUCCCAACUCAUAGCUAUACUUACCGGAAUAGCGUUGGCUCGCUGACCAACUCAGUCGCCCUUCUCUCGACAGCCGUCAAGUCCAAAGUGCGACAAAUCAUCCAUGUCUGUCGCACACGCACCGGCAAGGCCAAGUCCAAUAAUGCCAACGAAUCCGACUGGCUUGGCUACGGCCUCGCCGAUCUGAUCUAUGUCACCAACACGGACACCAAACACCUGAUUCAACUGAAUGUUACCGUCGGUCAAAAACUGACUCAAAGGAUCCAGUUCACCAGAACAGUCAGGGGCCUUAGGCUGUCCAAGGACGUGGAGGCUGACCUGGAGAAGCUUGCACAGCAAGACAAACAGAGGACAGUCUAUCAAAAACAGUGUUUAGACGUUUCGUUGAACGGUUUCUUUCACACAAGUCAGGGGUUAAAUGACCUGCCGGACUGGGCGGAUGUAACGAGGUUGCCGGAGGAUGUGAAAACGCCCCAAGAGCUGUUAGCUACGUACCAAACAUUGGCCGCCUUUUCCGAUGAUGACGAGAGCAUGGAAGACUUCGGUGAGGAGGAAAUCCAGGACAAGUGGCGGAGUUUCGAAGCGUUGUGUUGCUCGUGCAUGGUCGCAUACUUGCAGUGGUUGGGAAGUCUGGUUCACGCGGCAGGUCCUUUGUUCGCAUACGGGUUUUGCAAUAGUGGGUUGUGUGUUGGCGAGAACGCUGAAAGUUCGAAGCGUUUUGCGGAACUGUAUCGUGGUCUAUGUGUGGAGCAAGCGAAAAGCAGUGCCGCGGCGGUGGGAUUAGUAACCCCGGCAAUGGCCACCCCGGGAUUAACGCCGGGUAUGGAUAGUCGUCGCUCGUCGAACGCUUCGGGUCGGGGGUCUUCUAGUAUGCCUCCAUUGGUAUUGGGCCCGUUGCCGCCGUUGCCUAAAGUGGACCACACGGAUCUGGAGGCGUGGGUGCAGCUUGCGUUAAACUACGGCUUGCCUGAACGUCUAUUGACGGUCCCGGAAAGGACAGGAGAAGAACUGGACAGGUUGGUUAACGGGCCAUUCAAGACUUUCGGACCAGCGUUAAUAGUGUGGGCAUCGGAGGGAUCUUUGCUGGACUACGACGAAGCCUGUUCCUCACUGAAUGACAAUAUCCACAACGCUCUUCGCGACUUCAAACAACCUCUUGCUGGCGGCGCGGCGGCGGCGCCGCCGCCGGCGCUGGAAAUGGUCCUGUUGCGGUCGAUGCGAGCAACAGUGUACCCGUUCAACUUUCCGGAGUUGACGGCGAAGCUGAAGAGAGAAUAUUGUGACCACCGAGAUGAGGUGCGGCGGAACUUGCGGAGUUGGAUCGCCGGUGUGGAUAACGUGACGUUGUGGACGUUGAUUGAUAAGAUUGCGGCGCCGCUGUUGGCGACACCGGAGGCAGUGGACUGGCGAGUGGUGGAGACGAUAAUUUUGGCUAUCGCCAAUACAGUUAGUUUUAUCCCAGGGGAAGCUGCGCAAUUGCUGAAGUUGGAUGUCGUGCGUAAGUAUGCCACCGAACACCGUGCCGUCCUGCGCCAGUUUCUGGCAAUCGUCGUGGGCCUGAGUCAGUUCCCACAAGUAUACAGCGAGGAGUACCUGGAAUUGGCGUUUACCGUAAGCCGCGCGGCUUUCCGUGUGCCCCAGUCCGAUAGCUGUUACCCGCUCGCCUCCAAGAUGGACCAUGUAGGCGCCGUGGCCUUGUCGCGCGUACUCAGCCACGUGCCGGCCGUCUUCCGGGACCCCACUCGUCCGGCGGUCGCGCAGGCGGCGCCUGGGGCCUGGGUCUUUCCCCCCACGCGGCCAGUCGCCGCGCAGCUUCACUGGGAUCUUUACCACCUGACCGAAGACUGCGUCAAACGUGCGCUUGCACACAAGACUGGAAAAAGCAAAGACACUAAGUGCUUCUGCUCCCUCCGGUCCCUUCCCAGCAUGUACUACUGCUGUGCACGCGCCCUCUCCCUUUCCGCGGACGCCUACGGUGAUGGACCCGUGCCUCUACCACCAGGUUUUGAACCCGGGAACAUCCUCGGUGUCAGUAAUUGCUUCAUCGACAACGAAGUCCAUCACUGCCUCGAAGCACUUCAGGACAUCGGACCCGUCCUCGAACAACCCACCCCCGACCAGUCACUCCUCGUCGCUUGCGCCGCCGCCAUCCUCGAAGGCCUCGCCAUCUACGUCGCACACGUCCUGCCCCCCGGCAUGGCCACCCCCCUCAACGUCACGAAGGACGCAGGCGUCGUCGACGACUCCGAACGCUGGGGUAGUGCCGGCAGCCAACGCUUCCUCGCCGACAAAACCGCCGCCCAAGAGGCCUGCAACCGCUGCACGAUCGCUGCUACUUUCUACCCAGAACUCUACGACGCCGCAGCACCUUACAUCGGCGAAGUCGACUCCAUCACCCGAGCACUCAAAUUACUCACCAAUGCUCUCCUCAAUUCUGGGUUGGUACUGGAUCCGUGGUUUGUGGAGAAGAUUCUCCCAAAGAUUGCGAAUUCGCCUUUGCUGGAGUGUGUGGAGGGGUACCUAACGGCGCUGCAGUUCUUAGGUGAGCGGCGACCGGACCUCAGUGCCUUUGAUGAGUUGAUUUCCGCGCGGCUGAACGAAUUGAUAGCGCCGGAGGCGUGUACGUUGUCCAAAGCGCACGAGUUGGCUGUUUAUUGCAACGCGGUGAUCCGGGUUGUGAAGAAGCGGGUGGAGCUUUUCGGGGAGGGCGGUUUGCCGACAAGCACGGACGGGAUCCUGGCCAAGAUGUACGCGGUGUCGUUGGUGGGAGUAUUGGCGUACACCCACGCGAUUUACAGAGACAGUGUGGCGGAGAAGCUGGCGACACCAGACGCUUGUUUGGAGGUCAUGGUUGACUUGACUACCCGGUUUAAGGGACAGGUCUUGCGGCCGGGUAAGGGUUUCGAAAUUACGGUGCACAACCUCUGCGCGGAUACUCAAUUGAGGGCCGCUGGCAAAGGUAGCGCCAAAAGUCGCGAAAGCAUUUCGAGCGGACCCCCUUCCCCGGUACCCGUGACCCGACUGGCUACCCCGCAGAGCGCCCAGACCGACUUACCUUGUGAGGUUUUGACCACCGUCGCAAUCAUGGCACUCAUCUCUGCUCAAGACGCCUGUCCCUCUGUCUCCUCCAGAGCCCUCCAAAAAAGCCUUGACCUCGCACCUCAGGUGUUGGACAAAGCCGCUGUUGAAGGUGCAGCAGCCUACCUCACCUGCGCACUGCCCUUCGACACCACUGGAAACACACUCCCCGCCGUCCCCUACAAGUGGGCGGCUUCCGAGGACUCACUCAGACUCUUCAUCGAAGCCGCUGGGAACGCAAAUCCCCAACAGUGGAAGAAAGUCAUCAAAGGCCAGUGCCAACUACUCAACGUCGCCAAACGCAGACCCAGCCGAAACAGCCUCAUGCCCUAA
Molecule: messenger RNA, 4434 nt
Organism: Gregarina niphandrodes
Lineage: Eukaryota; Apicomplexa; Conoidasida; Eugregarinorida; Gregarinidae
Exons: 3
Coding region: 1-4434 (1477 amino acids)
Source: RefSeq, a predicted model, not a curated record